GCCGCCCGCUCCCGGCCCGCCCCCUAUGGGCCCCGGUUAGAGGUGCCGCCGCCGCCGGCCCGCGGAGCCCCGAUGCUGGCCCGGAGGAAGCCGGUGCUGCCGGCGCUCACUAUCAACCCCGCCAUCGCCGAGGGCCCGUCCCCCACCAGCGAGGGCGCCUCCGAAGCAAACUUGGUGGACCUCCAGAAGAAGCUAGCGGAGCUAGAACUCGACGAGCAGCAGAAGAAGCGACUGGAAGCCUUCCUCACCCAGAAGGCCAAGGUCGGGGAACUCAAGGACGAUGACUUUGAAAGAAUCUCGGAGCUGGGAGCCGGGAACGGUGGGGUGGUCACCAAGGUCCAGCACAGACCUUCCGGCCUCAUCAUGGCGAGAAAGCUAAUCCACCUGGAAAUCAAGCCGGCCAUCCGGAACCAGAUCAUCCGUGAGCUGCAGGUGCUGCACGAGUGUAACUCUCCGUACAUCGUGGGCUUCUACGGGGCCUUCUACAGCGACGGUGAGAUCAGCAUCUGCAUGGAGCACAUGGAUGGCGGUUCUCUGGAUCAGGUGUUAAAAGAAGCCAAGAGAAUUCCCGAGGAGAUCUUGGGGAAGGUCAGCAUUGCGGUUCUUCGGGGUUUGGCGUAUCUCCGGGAAAAGCACCAGAUCAUGCACCGAGACGUGAAACCUUCCAACAUCCUCGUCAACUCCCGAGGGGAGAUUAAGCUGUGCGAUUUUGGGGUGAGCGGGCAGCUCAUCGACUCCAUGGCCAACUCCUUUGUGGGAACUCGGUCCUACAUGUCUCCAGAGCGGCUGCAGGGCACGCACUACUCGGUGCAGUCGGACAUCUGGAGCAUGGGCCUGUCCCUGGUGGAGCUGUCCAUCGGAAGGUACCCCAUCCCCCCACCAGAUGCCAAGGAGCUAGAGGCCAUAUUUGGCCGGCCCGUGGUGGACGGGGCAGAAGGAGAGCCUCACAGCAUCUCGCCACGGCCGAAACCCCCUGGACGCCCCGUCAGCGGUCACGGGACGGACAGCCGGCCAGCCAUGGCCAUCUUCGAGCUGCUGGACUAUAUUGUGAACGAGCCACCUCCCAAGUUGCCCAGCGGUGUCUUCACCCAGGACUUCCAGGAGUUUGUAAAUAAAUGCCUAAUAAAGAACCCAGCAGAGCGAGCGGAUCUGAAGAUGCUCAUGAGCCACACCUUCAUCAAGCGGUCCGAGGUGGAAGAAGUGGAUUUUGCCGGCUGGUUGUGUAAAACGCUGCGGCUGAACCAGCCCAGCACACCCACGCGCACCGCCGUGUGAUGGGGUCCCAUGGGCGACCUGCCCGCCGUCCCACCCGUGCCCCGCCCCUCCUGCCCAGGACAGGCCAGGGCCUCCUCUCCCCCGGCCCGGCCCGCCUCUCCCUCCGCCUUCCGCGGAGCUGCCCGCACACCCCGCAGUGGACAUUGAGCCUCCGGUCCCCGGGGAGGGUGACGCUGCUCGCGGUGUCUUGGACCUGCUUCUUAGGUUUAAAACAAAACAGGGAAAGAAAAAGCAAACUGUGCCCGUUGUACUUCCUGUUCUGUUUGUUCAGUGGGGGGGUGGGCUGGCAGUCCCAGCCCUGAGCCCACCGCCCACCUGGGGCAGAGCGGUGGGGUAGGGGGGACACCAGGAACUGGGGAUGCAGCCUCAGGGAACCUCUAGACCUUGGUGUCUUUCACCAAAAGAAAGGGAGGUGCCGCCGCCCCACGCUCCUAUGUCGUCCCUCGCAUGACGCCCGACAUUCACCCCUGGAGGUGGUCCCCAGGGCCCACUGGUGGUCAUGGGGUCCACUCCCUCCCUCCCUCUUGUCAUGCCGCUGACCUGCCUGUGCUCAGCAGCCUGUGACCUACCCCCAGGAGGGACCUGCUCACCCCUUCCUGUGCUGCAGGGGACAGACACUUCUAACUCUUGGUGGCAGUUGCUGAGCUGACACUUGGCAGAAAGGGAGCAGUGGGCUUCCAGGCUGUCGGUGUGGUCGAAAAGCCCCGCAGAUCCAGCAGAUGGGCCUGUGCUGUCCCCACGCCUGCGGGCUGGCAGAUGCAGGCAGGUGGCUCUUCAUGUCAACUCUGCUCCCCCAGAGAAUCGGAAGUGACUGCCCAAGGUGCAUCCCUCAGGCCCUCUGGCAGGUCAGCACCAGCUGCUGGGAAAGGAAACGGUGAGGGUGAGGUGGUCCCAGUUCCUGUGUCCAUCUGGAUGUGCACGUGCCCCAGGACCCAAGGCCGGGCCGCCUCUGAGGCUUCCCUGCCAGCUCUGAAGAUGGCGGGGCUGUGAGCGCCCCCUGGACGCUGCGGCGGGUCGCGGGACUCGGCUGCUCUGCGGGCACGGCAGGCGGCCAGCCCUGGGUUUCUGGAGGCCGCCCUCCCAGUCUCCUGUGCUUUUUCCUGUGGACGCCAAAGAGGAGACGAGUUGCUGGCUCCUUCCACCGGCUUUCUGGGUUUCCACCACUUCCUAGUCCCCAAAGUCUCACCUAUUGAGAAGAGAAUAAAGCAGAUACCCCGAAA
Messenger RNA from Leptonychotes weddellii (Weddell seal), 2495 nucleotides. RefSeq names its product mitogen-activated protein kinase kinase 2 (gene MAP2K2). Gene Ontology annotation, molecular function: protein kinase activity; ATP binding. Lineage: Eukaryota; Metazoa; Chordata; Mammalia; Carnivora; Phocidae. Gene Ontology annotation, biological process: protein phosphorylation. The record is from RefSeq and is a predicted model, not a curated record.